AUUUUACUGUGUGGGAGUUAAAGCGAUACUUGUGUAACAUUGAUUCCAAUAUUCUUCAUCGAUGUGGAGGGAGUUUGGAUAAGUAUUUGGAGAAUGGUACUGGAAAAUAUUACAUUAUAAAAGCGUACGCGUAUCGCUGAACAGUGUAUUAAAUUUUUUAUAAGUUCGUCUCAAAAGAACUAUUAUUUCUCUAAUUUAAUAUUUUACGUUAGUUACAUUUUACUCCCUAAUAUAUUUUUUUUUUGGUAAAUCAUUAUUUAUCAACAAAAAUGGAGAGAAGAUUUAUGAAUGUUAUUUUACUUGGUUUCGGUUUCAUGUUUGUGUUUACCGCAUUCCAAACUAUGGGAAAUAUUGAGAAAACAAUUCUGGACAGUAUCACCCAGGACGACAGCACCUUCACUGGCGAUGGGUACACGUCACUGGCCAUCAUAUACGCCACGCUGGCCGUGUGCAAUUGGAUGGCGCCCUCCGUGAUCACCAUCACUGGACCCAGGGGGGCUAUGCUGAUCGGUGCUUUAACUUAUUUAUUCUUUAUAGUGACAUUCCUGUUCCCAAAAACGUGGCUGCUCUACGUGGCCAGUGUGUUGAUAGGCGCCGGAGCAGCGGCAAUAUGGACCGGCCAAGGAAACUACCUCACAUUGAACAGUGAUGCCGACACGAUCUCCAGAAAUUCUGGAAUAUUCUGGGCUAUGUUGCAAUGCAGUCUCUUCUUCGGCAACCUGUUCGUGUUCAUAAAGUUCCAAGGCAAGACGCACAUAGACGUGGAGACGCGGAACGUGGUGUUCGGCGUGCUGACCGCGGUGUGCGCUGUGGGGAUCGUCUUCUUGUUGCUGUUGCGGCCGAUCCGACGGGCGCCGGCCUUAGACGAUGGAAAGUGCGAAAUAGUGAGCGAAUCGGAAGGUCCUUUGGACGCUUUCAAGGGAGCCAUCAGGUUGUUUUGCACGAGGGACAUGAUGUUCCUGAGCGCCGCUUUCAUUUAUACCGGUGUGGAGUUAUCUUUCUUCAGCGGUGUGUACAGUCCUAGUAUUGGGUUCACACUGGCUAUGGGCGAUAAUGUCAAACAAUUGGUUGGUUUGUCUGGUGUGUUCAUUGGAAUGGGAGAAGUUCUUGGUGGAGCUCUAUUCGGUAUUCUGGGCAACAAAACGACCCGCUGGGGCCGCGACCCGAUCGUGAUCAUGGGCUACUUCAUCCACAUGACCAGUUUCUUCCUCAUCUUCAUCAAUUUACCCAACGUUGCACCCUUCGGAGACACCAUGGACACCUCAUACAUCAACCCAUCUCCAUAUUUGGCCAUGUUCUGCAGCUUCCUCCUAGGGUUCGGAGACGCGUGCUACAAUACCCAAAUAUACUCCAUUUUGGGAGGGAAGUACUCCGACAACAGUACAUCAGCGUUCGCUCUGUUCAAGUUCACUCAGUCCCUCGCAGCGGCAGCGUGUUUCUUCUACUCAUCCAAAGCGCUCCUCUCGGUUCAACUGGGAGUUCUCGCUGUGUUAGCUUCCGUAGGAACAGCCGCCUUCUGCAGAGUCGAGUGGGCUGAUCGAGCCAGGAAUAGGCUCACCGUCGAAACCCUAGAUGAUAAGCUAUCACCAGCCACUCAUGCCCUAGCCGAAAAUGCCCUGCACUAUGACUGAAUUGACCAAGAUAUUAAGGGCAAUAAUAUGGAAGUUAAUAUGAAACUUAACACGCGUGCGUGAGGACAUAAAGUAUUGGUGUCAAAUUGUAAUGUAUUGAAGAUAUUUUCCAGACUGGCAGUUUAACAUUUAAAGAUGGCGUUAAUUUCUAUAGAGAUAAAUGAUUCAGUUGUAGGGUCGCAUUUGAUCAUUCAGAAUAUUUUUAAUCUAAAAAAUGAAAAUUUUGUGUUACAUAAUUGAAAACUAUGAAAGACUGUUUUAUAAAUGUUUGUCGUGCCUGAUCGUCGAAAUAUAUUUAAGAAUAAGUGCGGAUUUGGCUUAAGUAGAAAAACGCAUUUUUAAGAAAUACUCGAUUUAAGUAUUUUUGUUCGAAUCAAUUCGUAUGUCAAAAGUACCAUAACAAAUUACGACUCAAUAUCAAUGUUUCGAAUUCAAAUAAUUUUGAAGUUUUUGUACCACAAAUCAAUAUAAGAAAUUUAUGCUAUUUUGCUAUUUAGGUAAUUGCUUUUAUAGCUCUAGUGUAAAUAAAUAAUAAAUAGAGUUUAACGACAUGGCAGCAUCUGUCCAUAUGAAUGUGAUAUGUAAAGAAUAAGUAUGGUUAAGUUUUAUCAGCGGGUUACUAUGAUAUGUUAUUGCAUUUAAUAAGACUUGUGGCACAAGGAUGGGUAUAUCUUACAAUAGCCCCAUCUCUGUCUUCCUUUUAUAAAUUUGUGCA
This is a messenger RNA of Zerene cesonia (dogface butterfly), 2346 nucleotides long. RefSeq names its product UNC93-like protein MFSD11. The transcript is spliced from 8 exons. NCBI's taxonomy places the organism in Eukaryota, Metazoa, Arthropoda, Insecta, Lepidoptera, Pieridae. Bases 270 to 1631 code for a protein of 453 amino acids. The record is from RefSeq and is a predicted model, not a curated record.